GAAACGGCAAAGUGGGAGAAGAUUACUUAUGCUGGCAUUACCACCUGCACUAUUUUGACAAUCUAUAACCUUUCCAAAGGCCAUCAGCACCAUGAAGAACCCCCUCCAUAUCCGUAUCUCCACAUCCGCAACAAGGAGUUUCCCUGGGGUAUGUCACUAUAUCUGCGUCUAUUGGCUGUUUAA
Molecule: messenger RNA, 183 nt
Organism: Thlaspi arvense
Lineage: Eukaryota; Viridiplantae; Streptophyta; Magnoliopsida; Brassicales; Brassicaceae
Source: the annotation of a GenBank genome assembly